CUUUCCCACGAGUUAUCCCUCUGCCGCCGGCUGAAGGUUUUACAACGGAAACAAAAUAGGCAAACAGGGAUCGACCUUUGGAACACAUAAUUAACCAAACGGAAUCACGAGGUCCUGGGUGAGACAUGGCUGAUUGCUGAGUACCUGCCAGAGUGCUUCCCAGUGAUGGCACACCCUCCACCCGCACCUCAGUUCACCCUGCGAGGGUCAGGGGCCCAAGUCAACACCCUGCACUUCUGCUGCAAGGAUCCAGACCCCCCGCUGCUCUUCUCCGGCUCUUCCAAGGGGGCUGUCCACAUAUGGAACCUAACAACCAGACGAGCUGAGAGGGUUUUAGAAGGCCACGGAGGGGCAUCUGUGAUCUGGCUGAGCACGCUCAACUCAAGAAACACUCUCAUCAGUCAGGGCCGGGACAUGCAGGUGUGCACCUGGGACCUGAGCGGGGGCCGGUGCAGCGUGACGGACUCCUUCCUGACUGGCAGCGUGGGUUUCUGCCAGUGCUCCCUGCUGGAGACCCAGCCCGGCCGCUGGCUGCUAGCACACCCUGCGGCUGCCAUGGAGGAGGUGAGCAUUGUCGACGUGCCCAGCAAGACGCUGGUCUGUUCCCUGAAGGCCGACGCCAAUCGGGGGAUGCUGAUGUGCGUCAAACUGUGGCAGCCCGACUCAGGGCAGGGCCCGCUGCUGCUGGCGGGAUACGAGGACGGCUCACUCACCCUGUGGGACGUGUCCCAGAGGAAGCCACUCAGCCGCCUGGCCGCCCACCCCCAGCCCGUCAUGUGCUUCGACUUUGACCCCGUGAAGCUAAGAGGCAUCUCGGGCUCCUCGGAGAGAGCCGUCAUCUCCUGGACGCUUGACGGACAGCAGAGCCUCCAGCUGCAGGAUAGCGUUCAGCUGGUCAACGCGGGGGUCUCCCACCUGCGCAUCCGGGAGGACCGCAAGAUCGUGGCGUCGGCCGGCUGGGACCACCGCAUCCGCCUUUUCGGCUGGAAGAGGCUGAAGCCGCUGGCUGUCCUCCAGCACCACACGGACAUGGUGCUCUGCGUCGCCUUCUCCGACCAUCGGGACCCCUGCCGGAGAGUCAUGGCAGCCGGGUCCAAAGACCAGAGGAUUAGCCUCUGGUCAGUAUACAAUGAAGGCUAGGGGACAGUGCCAGAGUUGCGUCGAAGCUGAGAGACCCCUGACUAUGAUUUCAGCGCAUGCACACCUGCAAGCCCACAGGUCCCUUCACAAGGAGGUUCCAGAAUGAGCACCUGGUGGUUCAGCUGGAGUUUGCGAUAGAUGGCAAAAUGAUCACCUUUUACUCCAGUUUUCUCUCCAAACAGUACAAACCCUUCAGUUGGCUGUGUU
Messenger RNA from Megalops cyprinoides (Indo-Pacific tarpon), 1347 nucleotides. RefSeq names its product guanine nucleotide binding protein (G protein), beta polypeptide 1-like (gene gnb1l). Gene Ontology annotation, molecular function: protein binding. NCBI's taxonomy places the organism in Eukaryota, Metazoa, Chordata, Actinopteri, Elopiformes, Megalopidae. The transcript has 8 exons. The coding region runs from base 166 to 1140 and encodes 324 amino acids. The record is from RefSeq and is a predicted model, not a curated record.